This is a messenger RNA of Aphanomyces invadans, 1224 nucleotides long. RefSeq lists its product as hypothetical. The coding region runs from base 21 to 1139 and encodes 372 amino acids. The record is from RefSeq and is a predicted model, not a curated record. Gene Ontology annotation, molecular function: protein serine/threonine kinase activity. The transcript has 7 exons. Lineage: Eukaryota; Oomycota; Saprolegniomycetes; Saprolegniales; Verrucalvaceae. Gene Ontology annotation, biological process: positive regulation of Ras protein signal transduction; protein phosphorylation.
GUGAAAUCGAAGGCGGGGUCAUGCUCCGACACAAGCGGCGCCGGUUGAUGUCCGCGUCCGGCGAGAGUACUUCCCGACGUGUUGACAGUGGCGAAGAGCCUCUUGACACAUUUCAUGAGCAUGCGAAUACCGAUGAAAUCAUGGACGACACCCUCGCCGCAAUCCACGUGUUGCUCAGUCGAUAUCAUGCCGAGUUUGCCGCAAUGAAUCUCCCUUCCCUCGUCUUGUGGCAUCAGCUCUACAGCCUAGUGGAAAAUCGCACUGCCGUCGACCAAAGUGUCCAGCGCAUGCGCAACAGCGGGUUGAUUAUGACGUUGCGCAUCUCACUCCCAGGUCCCCAUGCCAUGGCGAUCUUGCUCACGUCGGACUACAUUGCGUUCAUGCUGCAGUACACCAAGCAGCACCGCGCGACUCGGGUUUUCGCCAAGGCUCUUCCCCAACUCACAAAGUCGCCAAUACUCACGGCAUCUGGAUUCGUUGACGCGGUCGAGUCGUUGUUUCGGUCGAGGCAACGAACUCCACCGUCUUCCUCCGUUCUAGAGCAAGACCUGACCCAUCUCGUGCAAAGUCGGUUCUUGGUGGCUUCGACCAACUUGGAAGCCAAGCAGUUUUACUUUACGUUACCUCGCCUGGGCAUGGUGAUCACGGGCAUCGCGCGGGCGCGCAAGGCGCUCACGAAUUUGCUCAAGGUACGCACACCCGACCCCGGAUGCUGCAGAGCCAAACGGAGCAUGGACACAGCGCCAGCCGUACCACGAAUUGGUCGAAGUCGAUGUCCGAAAGAAGAAACUGACUUGUUCGCGGCUCGGCAUGGACUUCCACAUUCUCGACAUGGCCGGCGCAGCCCUCUUCAUCCGCAUCCCGACAGCUCAAUCGUUUAUCCUCAAGCUCGACGACUCCACCGACAUCAGCACACGUUCCUGACUACGCGGUGGCGUUCGGACUCGGCCACACCUCGGCUCUCAUGGCACUCCCGUUUAUUUGUGUGUUCUUCGACGUCUGGGCUGGGAAUUCAUACUGGUGAGAUCGCUCCUUGGAUCAACCAGCGCUCGCGAUGCCAGCACGAAAGUGGUCGUGCCAAUCACGCAUUCUAUUCAGGACUUGAACUGCCGGAUGUGGUUCUGCACGUCGCGCAAUAAGCAAGAUGCUUUUGUAGCGACCUUGCUGCAGGAUGCUUGUAAAAAGGCCCUCGGGUGGGCGCGCGGCCCCUCGAACGUUGUUGCA